AUGACGGCCGGUGCAACAGUGAUUGUGCCGUUUCAAAUGGUCUUUCAACCAGAUCCCUUCUUUGUGAUCAGUGUAUCCAGAGAGAAUAUCGUUGACGAUGCAAUGGUGGCGUUACUGUCCUCGAAAAGUAUCGACUUGAAGAAACCACUCAAGGUGAUGUUCCGUGGAGAAGAAGGAGAUGAUGCAGGCGGUGUAAAGAAAGAGUUCUUCAUGCUUCUUUUCCAAGAACUUCUUCAACCGACUUAUGGAAUGUUCGCCGAAGAUGAACAAUCGCAUCUGAUCUGGUUUUCGGGCAUAGAAACUGAUCAGUUGAGUUUCAAAUUGAUUGGUAUUCUGUGUGCAUUGGCCAUCUACAACAACGUCUUAGUGGAUUUUCCAUUUCCGUGUGCACUCUACAAAAAGAUUCUGCAACAACCGCUCACCCUCGAAGACCUCAGUGAACUGAGUCCUGCUGAAGGAAGAGUCCAUCAUGGCUUAGGUGAAAGAUUCGUAAAGGGAUUGAAUGAACUUGCGAAGUAA
This is a messenger RNA of Anisakis simplex (herring worm), 519 nucleotides long. Lineage: Eukaryota; Metazoa; Nematoda; Chromadorea; Rhabditida; Anisakidae. The record is from the annotation of a GenBank genome assembly.